Molecule: messenger RNA, 1676 nt
Organism: Sinocyclocheilus rhinocerous
Lineage: Eukaryota; Metazoa; Chordata; Actinopteri; Cypriniformes; Cyprinidae
Exons: 4
Biological process (GO): positive regulation of GTPase activity
Molecular function (GO): protein binding; guanyl-nucleotide exchange factor activity
Source: RefSeq, a predicted model, not a curated record
CUAAGUGCUGCAAUAGAGGCCAUCAGUGUGAGCACAGAACUUGUCGAGGAGGAACUAAAGCCAUAUUUGGACACAGUACUCAAUGUUGCCAUAGAAAGAAAGAAAGGCAUAUCAGAGCAGGUGGUAGAAAGUGGGAUUCUGCCUGUUCUGGCUCAGAUUUUAAGAAGAAAGAGCACACUCACUACUCACACUGCCAGACUGGUAGCUGAACUGGCCAGAGAUGCUCCUGUGAGAGAGCAAUGCUUUGAGACAGGCAUUGUGUCUGCCCUUGUGACCUUACUGCUAAGCCAAGACCAGGACCUUCUCCUUCACGUUAGCCAGGCCAUCGCCAGGAUUUGCUAUGACAGCAACUUGCAGCAGGAGCGAUUCCUGAGGCUCGGAGCUGUCCCACGACUGGUGUCGGUUCUUCUCCAGUACAGUGAGAACGAGGCACUGCUGAGCUCUUGCCUUCUGGCCCUUUGUAACCUGGCCGACAUGGGCGAAGAAGAUGGCACCAUGCUCUCCUGGGAGGAAGCGGCAUAUUUUGGCGAGGGGGAGCGGGUUUUCCGUGGCACCUCACGGUACUCUUUCGGCUUCUCUUCAGCUGUGACGGUGGUCAGGCUGAAACAGUGGACUAACGGCCAGUACUCUGUGGCAGUAGAAGUGCUUCGAAGGUGCUCCACAAUGCUGUGGGGUGCAAAAAACGGCCACCAGACUGGACACCGCUUACCGAACUUUGCCCACCUAGUCAGCUGCCCCAAAUUGUAUAAAGUUAUCAAAUGCUCAGUGAAGAACAUACCGAGAAACAGGAAUCUGAGGGCAGCAGUGCUUCAUACCCUCUUGUGAGGCUUCAUCGUAGUGCUUUUGGACUCAGAAUAUUAAUGAACGUCUGAGGUGACCUGGUGUAAACCACGUCCCGAUAUUUAAGGAGCUAAUUUCAGCCAUUCAUAAUAAAGAAUGGAUCUGAAAGCACAAACAUAGAAUAUAAUUGCUCUCAGUUUCCAGUUGCUCAGAUGUCACGUCUGAACCCGAGAGUACCAAUCGAGAGCCAAAAUCACAAGCCAGGUCACAAGACAUGUUGUGUCCAAGCAGUUUAAAAAGUCCUACAGAUCUACGCUGGCUAUACACAGAACAUGAGAACAGGUGGACGCCGAGCUGCAAUCUGCUAGCCUUUCUGAACUCUGUGAUUAGUCCAUAAGAGGCCUUACAGUAGUAGAUUAUCCAGACCCAGUGUUCAGGGUCAGAGCAGCUACACGCACCCAGGUCACAAUAUGCAACCGUGUUGCAAAAUGCACCAAAGGAAAUAGAUUAACAGAUGAGAAUCGUGACUUAUGUUUACAGUCUUUGGGUCCAAACACAGUCCAUGUGAAAGCAGGCUUAACUAAUGAGCUACAUUUAAGCAGUGUUACACAUAAUUGGGUUUUAAAUUGAUAACUGCAAAAAGUUGAUGUCCAUGAAUAAUCAUGUAGAAAACCCCUGCUAAAUUGGCCUAUGCCCAUGUUACAUGCAUGUAGGCCCAGAAGGGGUGGGGGAUUUCACACUGUGUGCAGUGCUCCCACAAACAUGAAAAAUGUGGAACUAUUAAGAGAAUGUUAAUAUUGUGUGACUAGAUUGUGCUUUUGUGUAGAGAAAACUUGCUACACUACUGUUCAAAAGUUUGGGGUCUGUAAGUGUUUUAUUGUUGAAUUUUCUCUUAU